Molecule: messenger RNA, 5046 nt
Organism: Clupea harengus (Atlantic herring)
Lineage: Eukaryota; Metazoa; Chordata; Actinopteri; Clupeiformes; Clupeidae
Gene: chst12a
Product: carbohydrate sulfotransferase 12a
Biological process (GO): carbohydrate biosynthetic process; proteoglycan biosynthetic process
Cellular component (GO): membrane
Molecular function (GO): sulfotransferase activity
Source: RefSeq, a predicted model, not a curated record
GACCCAGGAUCUGUAAUAUAAAUACUAUUUCAUGAGAGAAGUGGGGUUUGAAAUCUCGCGAGUUCUUGUGGUCUCCACUUGGCUGCUUGGUGUGUCAAAAUACCCCGCUCGCACAUCCUUUCUCAGCUGACGCCGUCUGGGGUGGAGAGCCCAAAAGAAGUCGUGUGGAGAGGUGAGCCUACCGUUCGGACAAUGUUUUGAAAGACCAUAUUUGACUGCAAAUCGUUGAGGUUGUAAUGCUUUCCACUGGCAUGAGACCUGGUAACAUGGGGCUGAGGUGAGGAUGGAAUACCCUCCGUCGAAAUCAGACAAAAUGGGAAAAUCAAGACUGUUUCGCAUCUUUCUGAUCCUGGGCUCCGUGUUCAUGAUCCUGUUGAUCAUUAUCUACUGGGACGAUGUGGGGGCGACCCACUUCUACCUGCACACCACCAUAUCUGGUCCUCACACCUCCCGGCAGCCCCCGGAGGGUAACCCCGAUCCCAAACCCAAGCCAGGUGCGGACAAAGAGCCCUCUUUCCUGUCGGACAUUGAUGCCUUUGUCAACCAGUUCCUGGUUGGCACUGCAGACCCCACUGAGCAGGUGAGAGGGGAGCACCUCGCCGGCGAUGCUCAAAACCAGUCCAACGAAUCCAAGUCGGACGAGAAGUUUGUUCCCAGGCGGGAGUGGAAGAUCCACCUGACCCCGGUCGCCCUGGAGAUGAAACAGAGACAAGAGGAGAGGAGACGGAUGGUCCGCGACCUCUGCAGCGCCAACAGCACGUUGGAUUUCCCUGGCAAGAACAGGACGUUUGACGACAUACCGAACAAGGAGCUGGACCAUCUCAUCGUGGACGACCGGCACGGGAUCAUCUACUGCUACGUGCCCAAGGUGGCGUGCACCAACUGGAAGCGCAUCAUGAUCGUGCUGAGCGAGAGCCUGCUGGUGGACGGCGUGCCUUACCAGGACCCGCUGGACGUCCCCACCGAGCUCAUCCACAACAGCAGCUUGCACUUCACCUUCAAUAAGUUCUGGAAGCGCUACGGCAAGUUCUCACGCCACCUGAUGAAGAUCAAGUUAAAGAAGUACACCAAGUUCCUGUUCGUCCGUGACCCCUUUGUCAGGCUCAUCUCCGCCUACCGGAACAAGUUCGAACAGGAGAACGAGGAGUUCUACAAGAGGUUCGCUGUGGUCAUGCUGAAGCGCUUUGGAAAUUACUCAGACCCCCCGGCAUCGGUCGUGGAUGCGUUUGCUGCUGGCAUCAAGCCCACUUUCUCCAACUUCAUCCAGUACCUUCUGGACCCCAACACGGAGAAGGAGGCGCCCUUCAAUGAGCACUGGAGACAGAUGUACCGCCUGUGUCAUCCUUGCCAGAUAAACUACGACUUCGUGGGGAAGCUGGAGACCCUGGAUGACGACGCAGAGCACUUGCUAAGAAUCCUGCGCGUCGACAACGUGGUCCAGUUCCCGUCGAGCCAUCGGAACCGAACCGUGAGCAGCUGGGAGCAAGAUUGGUUUGCCAACAUUCCUUACGAGUCACGGAGAGAAGUCUACAAGCUCUAUGAGGCUGACUUCAGACUGUUUGGAUAUGCCAAACCUGAGAAACUUUUACAUGAGUGAAGUAGUGCUCCUGUGUGCUCCAUUGGAAGGAUAAGAGUUUGGGAAAACAAUAUUUUAGUUUAAAUGCCGUUGUUAGUUUACUGACAAGUUUUCUAAUACCCAUGGGAUUUUGUACAAGGGAUGCUUUUAUUUGUGCUUUCACAAGUCAUCUUAGUGAUUCAGAUAUUUAAAUUUGCAAUACAAGGGUUUGAAAAGAGGAUAGCUCGAAGAACAAUAAUAUUUUUUUUUGAUUGGUCCCGAUAAUCUCAAUGAUUGAUUAACAAGGUAACAAAGUAGUUUAGGCAAGAGUUUCUUAGAAGGUUCGGUUUUCGUGCUAAACUCUGUUUGUCGGUGUAAGAGAAUUUUUGUAUUGUUUUGAUAAGUAAAUAUAGAGAGUUGAAGCACUUUCUUUAAAGAAGGAAGUAAUGUCUACUGUAUAUCAACAGUAUUUUAUUAAAAACAGUGAAAGGGUCUUUGCUGCUCACACAGAGAAUUUAGGACAACUUAUAAAAAGGGAAAUGUGCAAAUGACCAGUCAGUCUAACGAUUUUCUAAAACAAAUGUUUAUUUGAAUGUUUCUUUUUAAUUUCGGUUCAUUUUAUAUAACUCCCCUCUCACAACAGAGGAAGUAUGAAUGUGACUAUUUGUGAGUUUAUGCGAAUGUGUUAAAAAUGCAGCUACCUUGCAUUAGAUUACAUUUUUUUAUGUAUCUUAGUUUGUACAUAUUUUUGUCUUUAAAUGGCACAAGCAUUCAUCGUAGCAGUGAUGUUAUUUAGCAUGCAGUGAGGCAGAUAUGCUUUGCUGCCUAUCGGCAUCGAAAGGAAAUUCCGUUGUAGCGGAUUAUGUUUCUGAGGAGGAUUGUCGAGCUUCUUUUCCUCUGUGUUCGUGACACUCCUCCUACUUUUUUUAGCGUCAGUUUCCUUUGAUUUGAACUCUCUUCCGUCUGGAAGGAGCACCGUUGAACUGGCUGAGUUUGUUUGCCGUAGUCAUUUGCAUGCCACAGAUUUGAACGGAGCAUGUGUGCCUUGCGGUCCUUUCCACAAAUGCAGAUCUCCUGAGGGACUCAGAGAAGAGGGAAUUACAGUGCUUCCCUACUCAACCAGUGCAGGGGAGUUAUGUAGAUUUGUUUGUUAAAUUAAUAGUUAUGUAGAUUUGUUUGUUAAAUUAAUAGGAAAGGGAGGCAGACUGCUUUCUUUCUGAAGUUUCUUAUGAUUUAGGACAUCGGAGAAACCAUGUUAAGCACAGAACAAUAUUUGGUUUUAUAUCUGCUUACAUUUUGUCCUUUCAAGGGCAACAGCAGCAGUAAAACAUUACUUGCAGUGCAAUGGUUCUUCUUGCAGUAGAAAGAUCAGGACAAAGAUCUUUUAGUUGAGAAUUAGAAACUGGGCACUUCAUUAUCCAUUGUACCGCACUCCUUCAAGGUCUUUUUGCCAUCAUAGAAUUUACCUGAUGCACUUUGCACAGAGUACUGUAUUUUCUGUUCUUGACUCUGAGAAUAUGUGUGCAUGUGUGUUUGAUUUAUUUUGGCAGGCUUGUGGUUUUUUUUUUUUUCAAAUGCAUCCUGCAAUGCUUUGGUGGGCUUGGGUCAAGAGAGUGUCAGCACAGAGCCCAGAGUUCACAUAGCAUCCGAUGGACAAGAAGGGACGGGACGGGGCUUGAAAUAUGCGUUACCUCCUCUGACCAAGUAGGCCUCAGGUCAGCUCUGGAGGAAAGUAGAUUCUGGCUAACACUGCACUGUUGCACCCACGCUGUAACGGUGCCUUUUUAAAGACAAGGGAAGUAACGUUUACACAGCAAAAAGCAUAAAAGAAAAUAGUAUUUUUCUAAGUCUGAGUAUAUUUGUCUAUGGAAAAAAGACUAUUGUUUAGGAACUCCUUGGGAAAUAUUUUAAUGAUGUAUAGUAUAUAUGAUGUAUACUGUAUGUUUAAAAAAAUAUUACUAUAUCUGGCCAAUGGCUAGGAUGCAGAGACUUGUCAAUGCAUUUUUUUUUGUGUGUUCCUUGUUGAAGUUUGGUUUCAUGUGGACAAAGCACAUCCUUCUCCCAUGGUCCAUCAAACAGACAGGGUCGGCGCCGGGAGGGGAGGGGGGUUGCAAAAGAGGGCGCUGCCCCCUCAGAUACAGUUUUUGCCCCCUCUAUAAAUUACAAACUUGCCGAUCAUACAUGCUCAUACAAAACCGUGUCAUUAAACAGGACAUUUGAGUUUUAACCCAAACAAAUAAAUCAACAACGAUUUAUCUUAUUGUGUAAUUCAUUGACUAAUAGUCACACAUCUACAGCCUACUCCCAGUAGACAGCGUGGGAGAACACUGAUUUUAUCCGAACACGUUUCAUUCUCUGUGAAGGUUUGUUCUUAGUGUGCAAUGAAUAGAAAAUCUAUUUUUGAUUGCCAGGCUCAUCAUGGCAAUCAGCCAAUUUGUUCCAUUUCUAUAAGGAGGGCGUAGUCUAUCAAAAACCUCAGUGACCAAAACCUUAUCUAGGUUUGAUUGAUAUGACAGUACAUGCUACCAAUCUUAGCAUGUUAAGGCUAAUUCAUUUUACUGGAGAAGUUCUGUUCACCCAAACCAUGUUUUGCACACAAAUCAACGAUUUAUGGAUGUAUCUCUUCUCCUAGUGCCAUUGCUUUGAUAACCUUGUUUUGUUCAGGCUAUAACUGGCAGCAUAGGCCGUGAAAAAAAUAUUGUUUGCAAUAUAGUAUGCAAGGAGUAUGUGUCUAGCUAGCAGCAGUAAACGAUGCAUUUCUGUGGUCCUUUUCGUUUCAGAAUGCUGGAAAAUUGUAGACGAGUAGGAUUUGGACAUUAUCUAAACAUGUUGAAUUUAGUUGCCCACCCUACACUAGAAAUCGUUGGCCCCCAUUGCAAAUCUCAAAUGCCCCUCAGUCAUUGGUCCCUGCAGCCGGCCCUGCAAACAGAAGAUUCUUACCUCUCCUAUGUACUGUCAUUGCCUGUGUGUUUGAAUAUGGUUGUGUAACAAUACAAAACUUGACGUUAUUUUUGGUAAAGUUAUGUGCCACAGAACUUGGAGAUUAUGAUCUACGUGUAUGUGUUUAUUUGUGACUUUUCUGAUGCCUCCAUCUAAAUGAAAGAUUACAAUGUGUCCUAAAAGGAUUUAUUUCAGUCACAGCAAGUCCUAGUUGCAUGCAAUGUUUAGUUGCAGGGUAAACUAUAGUGUUAGUUCAAAAAGGGAUAUCUUUAUGUAUAGUUUUCAUCAGGUCUGAAUAGUAAAAACAACUGUCAAGUGGACUGAUUUUAGGUCACAGUGUUCAGUCCUUUAUUUAUUACAGUAUUAUUUAAUACAUUUGAAGGCAGUUAUAACAGCAAGAAAAUGUGGGCAUGGUAUUAUACCUUGUAAUAUAUUUUUCAUCUUUUUCUCAGUUCCAGCAUUUGAUAAGUUGUGUGUGUUACAUAUUUUGAUUCCCAGUCUGGGCAUUAAAGUGACAUGGUUUAAUAAAAGAUUAAGCAUGUUUUUUAAAA